AUGAUAAUCCUUCAGAAUACAAUUGUGACAGGGUUGAUUGUUGACCGUGAAAUCACGAGGUCCGAUGCAUACGACUACCUCCAACCACUUGGGACACUCAGCAUUGUUAAGCUAGGGGAAUGUACCAUCGUGUGGCUAUGUCCUCUCGAAGUCGAGUUACGGGUAGCCAUCGCUAUGCUUGAUCGGCUUUCUGAUGAUAUUCCUAUGCGUGCCCGAGGUCAGCACGUCGUGUAUACAGUGGGCAAGAUCGGCCCCCACAAGAUCGCCGUGGUCGGCUACUAUCAGGAACUUUUAGUUGGGAUCGCUGGCGGAAUUCCUUCAUCUACCAAUGACAUCCAAUUGGGAGAUGUUGCUAUCGCGGUCCCAGAGGGCGAUCGACCGGGGAUCGUUGGCUAUGAUCUUGGGAAGGCCCGGAAUGACGGUCAUUUCGAAUUGAAGCACUGGCAGAACUCGACCCAUCCGAUGAUUCGUUCCGUUAUUAACGUGAUUCGGGCUCGAGAAGAUCCACGAUUUAGGCGACACCUUCGCGUCGUGGACAAGCGUCCAGAGUUCCGAAGGCCAGAGUCUACAUCCGAGAUGGAUCAAGAGUUGAGUGGUUCGAUCCUUUAA
Molecule: messenger RNA, 609 nt
Organism: Penicillium cataractarum
Lineage: Eukaryota; Fungi; Ascomycota; Eurotiomycetes; Eurotiales; Aspergillaceae
Exons: 4
Coding region: 1-609 (202 amino acids)
Biological process (GO): nucleoside metabolic process
Molecular function (GO): catalytic activity
Source: RefSeq, a predicted model, not a curated record